AUGGAGGUCCACGUCCUGAGCUCCAAGCUGGUGAAGCCUGCGUCCACCAAGCAGGUCGAUGGCCCCGAGUACAUCCCUCUCUCUGUCUUUGACAAGGUGACGGACCAAAUGCAGAUGGCCAUGAUCUAUGCCUUUGCGGCGCCGGCGCCCACCACGGCGGCUCUAGAGAAGGGCCUAGCUGUUGCCCUUUCGGAGUACCGCGCCUUGGCGGGGCAGCUGGUCCGCAACCGCAGCGAGGGGCCGGCAGUGCUGCUCAAUGACCGGGGUGCCCGUGUGGUGGAGGCGUGCGUGGACGCCGACGCCGACAUGGCCGAUGUGGCCCUGCCCAAUCCCAAGCCGGAGCUGCUUACGGACCUCGAAGAGGAAGCGAUCAAGGUGGUGGUGGUGGUGCAGCUCACGCGGUUCAGUUGCGGCUCCCUCGUGGUGGGGUUCAGCCGCAGCCACGCCGUCGCCGACGGCCGCGCCACCAGCAACUUCCUCGUCGCGUGGGGACGUGCCACCAGGGGCCUCACCAUGGGCCUCGCGCCCAUGUACAACCACCUCGACCUAUUCAAGCCCCGCCCCUCUCACUGCCGCAUCGAGUUCGAGUUCGACCACCGCAAUCGCGAGUACUAUUUAAAUUUAUAG
Messenger RNA from Triticum urartu, 627 nucleotides. The record is from RefSeq and is a predicted model, not a curated record. NCBI's taxonomy places the organism in Eukaryota, Viridiplantae, Streptophyta, Magnoliopsida, Poales, Poaceae.